ACUACAAACCGCCAUCAACCGAAGAAGAAGACGAGCAGUUUUAUUUUUUCCCUUUUAGGACAGCUGAUCUUUUUAAUCUAUUUACUCAUCUUUUUUUUGUCAACCUGCUUCUAAUCUACAAACGUAUAAAUAUGUAAAGAAAGAAACUGCAGUGAGAUCUUUUAGAAAUGGAAGCAGAAGAAGGCAGAACAGGUUGUCAUGUUCGUGCACAGCUUUGCAAAGAUGUGCAGACAGAAAGGUGUCCAGAUUCAAAAGAAGGGAUAUCAGGCUCUCUGGGAGACAUCACCACUGUCGCUGAACAGGACGAAGGAUUACUGAAGAUUAUAAAAGUGGAAAAAUCUGAAGAUGAAGGUUACAUCGGUCAAGGGACAUCAAACUCUUUGGAGCUCGGUACCAUGGAAGAAGAACAGAUAAGACAUGUUAAAGAAGAGCCUGAAAAUGAUGAUGAAUACCUCUACUGUGAGGAUUGCAAGUCGUUCUACAUCAACAAGUGCGAGCUUCAUGGUCCAGCUGUUUUCAUUCCUGAUACCCCUGUUCAAGUGGGGGUCGCCCAUCGAGCCAGAUUAACCCUUCCUUUUGGUCUGGAAGUCCAACUGUCUAAUAUUUCUGGCGCAGGCUUGGGUGUGUUUAAUAAGGGGAUGACCGUUCCGGUUGGUGUGCAUUUCGGGCCGUAUGAGGGAGAGAAGGUAGACGGUGAGGAAGCCGUGAACAGUGGCUACUCCUGGGUGAUAUACAGGAGCAGGCAGUGUAAUGAGUAUAUAGAUGCCAAGAAAGAGAUCCAUGCUAACUGGAUGAGGUAUGUCAAUUGUGCUCGUAACGGUGAAGAACAGAAUCUCGUGGCGUUCCAGUACAGAGGAGGGAUUCACUACCGUUGCUGUCAACCCAUCAAAUCAGGACAGGAGCUGUUGGUGUGGUACGGAGAGGAGUACCCCAGAGAUCAUGACCCUGAGUUCAACUGCCUCUGGAACAAAAAGUCCUCCAUAAACGAAACGACAGACGGCCUGGUGCAAAUCUUCUCCUGUUCCUUAUGUCAUCUUUCAUAUACAUCAAAAAUGUAUCUCCAGAAACACAUCAGACGGAGCCACUGUAAGGAGGAUCUGAUGGAUUUGCCCACAGGAAGCUCUCCAGUUCAGCAGACACAUUCUGGCACUCUCUGUACUUUUCCUGGACAAGAUCAAGAAGUCGCCAGUCACUGCGGGAAGAGUUUUACACACUCGAGUGAUUUCCAAACGCACCGAUGCGUCAACACAGAAGAAAACCUGUAUAAUAGCUCACGGUGUGGAGAGAGUUUGACUCACCAGACCGAUCACCAGCACGUUCAUGUAGAAGAGAAACUCUACCGAUGUUCAGAGUGUGAGAAGAGUUUUGCUUUCCUUAGAACCCUACAAAUCCACCAGCUCGUUCACACCGGAGAGCAGCCGUACCCUUGCUCGCAGUGCGGAAAGAGGUUUAGACGACAGGGCAACCUCCAAACGCACCAGCGCAUUCACACGGGAGUAAAACCCUAUCACUGUUCACAGUGUAAGAAGAGUUUCAGACGGAAAAGCCAUCUGAAAACCCACCAGCGCAUUCACACCGGAGAGAAGCCGUUUCGCUGCUCGCAAUGCGGCAAGACUUUCGCACACCAGAGUUCUCUCCAAAGACACCCGUGCAUUCACGAAAGAGAAAGGCCGUACCAUUGUACACAGUGCGGGAAGAGUUUUACUCAACAGAACCACCUCGAGACACACGAGCGCAUUCACACCGGAGAAAAGCCGUACGGCUGUUUACAAUGCGGGAAGAGUUUUACGCGUCACAGUAAUCUCCAAGCACACGAGCGUAUUCACACCGGAGAAAAGCCGUACCACUGCUCGCAGUGUGGCAAAAGGUUUACGCGACAAGGCAAUCUCCAGGCACACCAGCGCAUUCACACGGGAGACAAGCCGUUCAGCUGCUUGCAGUGCGGGAAGAGUUUUACACGACAGAAUCAUCUCCAAACGCACCAACUCAUUCACACAGGAGACAAGCUGUAUCCGUGCUCGGAGUGUGGGAAGAGUUUUACUUUUCAGCGCAAUCUGGAAAUACACCAGCGCACUCACACGGAAGAAAAGCCCUUUCGGUGCUUACAGUGCGGCAAGAGUUUUGCUCACCAGAGCAAUCUCCUAAGGCACCAACACAUUCACACCGGAGAGAAGCCGUUCCGUUGCUCGGACUGCGGCAAGAGUUUCACUUACCAAAGUAAUUUACAAAUACACCAACGCAUUCACACGGGAGAGAAGCCAUAUCACUGCUCGCAGUGCGGGAAGAGUUUCGCUCACCAUUGUGCUUUCCACGUGCACCAGCGUCUUCACACAGGAGAGAAGCCUUUCCACUGCUUACAGUGUGGAAAGAACUUUACUCACCAGAGUCACCUCCGGCAGCACCAGCUCAUUCACACCGGAGAGAAGCCGUACUGCUGCUCGGAGUGCGGGAAGAGUUUUAGACGACAGAGUAAUCUCUAUAUACACCAGCGCAUUCACACAGAAGAGAAGCCGCACUGCUGCUCGGAGUGCGGGAAAAGUUUUACCCGAAAGAGCACUCUGCAAACGCAUCAGCGCACUCACGGUGGGGAGAAGACUUAUAUGUGCUUACAAUGCGGGAAGAGUUUUCCUUACGAAAGUCAUCUCCAAGUACACAAACGUAUCCAUACCGGAGAGAAGCCGUAUCAUUGCUCGCAGUGCGGGAAGAACUUCGCUCACCAGAGUCAUCUUCAGGCUCACCAGCGCAUUCACGCCCAAGAGAAACCGCAUCACUGCUCACAUUGCGGGAAGAGUUUUAGUCGAAAAGGCACCCUGCAGCUACACCAGCGCAUUCACACGGGAGAAAAGCCGUUUCACUGCUUACAGUGCAGAAAGAGUUUCAGACGGCAGAGUCAUCUCCAGAUACACCAGCGCAUUCACACGGGAGAAAAGCCGUAUCACUGCUCGGAGUGCGGAAGGAGAUUCCCGCAUUCCAGUACGCUCAAGACGCACAAGUGUGUGAACGUUGAGCCGUCAGUAACCGUGCUUGUAUGAACAUCGUGACCAGAGAUGGCGAAUAUCACUCCGUGUUCCUUCUGGAUCUGCACCGGUUCUAGUAACCGGGAACCUACACAUUUAUCUCUUGCUCAUAGAACCACGGUUACAUAAGUUAUAUUUUUCAUAACUUUGUCUGAAAAGGUCAGAAAGUUCACGUGUAACUGUAGAAGAACAUCCAGACACCUUGUACAAUGGAAUUGUUCCACAGGGCCUGGAGAACCUCUGUGUUCACUGUGAGCUCAAUCAUUUGGUUAACUUAUAGAAUAUAACAGUCUCAUGUCAAUACAUCUUAUAGUCUGUGUCCGUGUCGGGGAUCUCUACUCUGAGCUCACCGUGAGACCAAGACCCUGGAUGGCCAUCUCAUGCAUGAUGCCUCUUUUUAUCAGAGGUUGACAGGGCAAGUGUUUAGGCUCUUGGUCAAUGGGGCAGCCAGGUACCUGCUAUGGACCUGAGAGUGGGAUUCUGUCUGUUUUAGGGCUUGUUUUAGUCCAACAUGAGAUACAGCAACAUGAAGACGUCACAUGGCAGGUUCUUUGUGGUAAAACUGUAACUGCUAACAAAUAUCUGGAACCUAAACUUGACAGCAGGCCAAAUGAGCAACACGGCAGGGUUCAGAGGGUUGACUUACUCCUGCACCAAGGCUGCGUGUUAACGAUUAAAAGGGUAGUAUAGUGACGAUAUUGAUGACGAUGCAUGUAGCCAUAUCGUACUACCAUGACAUGCUCAGUGGUUAACUGUGUGUGAUGAUGAGGAAGGACAAUGUGACCAUGCUAGCAGUACGUGUUUACAGGAUGCAGGUCAUGAGGCAGAAGCACAAAAAUACCUCCAGGAGAUUCUUAGAACUUUUGAAAAUAUGACCAGCGUCACGUCCGGACGGAGACGUUCCCCGUUUAUUAGCUUUCGUACAAAAUGUGACUCACUUUGCAGAGUGAAAAUAUUGUUCUUUAAUUCCAUUUACUAUUUUAAUAAUAUAUUAGAAUGAAUAAAUAAUAGUAAUAAAUAAAUAAUACGAUUAAUACAGAAGUAUUUUAAUUAUGAACGUUUAAUAUCUUUGGUAUAUCUAAAUGAACAAAACCACCCACAACCCCCCCACACACACACACACAACUGCUCCCCGGGCACCGCAGUAUAAAUGGCUGCCCACUGUUCCGGGUGUGUGUUCACAGUGUGUGUGUGUUCACUGCCGUGUGUGUGUUCACAGUGUGUGUGUUCACAGUGUGUGUGUGUGUGUGUGUGUGUGUGUGUGUGUUCACGGUGUUUGUAUGCACUUUGAAUGGGUUAAAUGCGGAGAACGAAUUCUGAGUGUGGGUCACUUAUGCGUAUGUCACGUCACUUUCAAAUACCACUUCCUGAGUGCUACUGUGUUUAAACUUACUCUAAGUUGGAUUAGGCCCAAAUACAUGCAUACACUGUUAUGUGUCUGAUCGUGUAAGUGUAUCGACGUCGUCUGUUAGCCACGGCGAGGAAUCGCACUCAGCUAAUCAGACUGAUUCAUCGCUUCAUGCACAUAAAGGUUAAAGUGUCACCGUUUUGCAGUACAACCUCUAGCAUUAUUCUUUACACACACACUCAGACCUACAGAUGUCAGUAUUCUACUUCUAUUCAGAAGAACACAUUUUGCUUUGUUUGGGUUUUG
Tachysurus fulvidraco (yellow catfish) is the source of this 4671-nucleotide messenger RNA. RefSeq names its product zinc finger protein 271-like. The record is from RefSeq and is a predicted model, not a curated record. Lineage: Eukaryota; Metazoa; Chordata; Actinopteri; Siluriformes; Bagridae. Gene Ontology annotation, molecular function: histone methyltransferase activity; protein binding. The coding region runs from base 168 to 3032 and encodes 954 amino acids. The transcript is spliced from 8 exons.